AUGGUUAAAAAUAUUAACAGUAAAAACAAUGACACCAUUGUGACGUCACGCAACAUUAAAUCAGUCGAGUGUGACAUCACAGGGCCAGCGGACCGCCAGGUUCUCCUUUACGCUGAUUAUGCGUUCUCCCGCCCCCUGAAAGUCACGUGCCGGCAACUUCGCGCUCGAGACGAGCAAACAUGGCGGUUCCUCGGGCGCCGUGGCCUCAACAAAGAUGGCGGCGUUAGCCUCCCCCCCCUCCAGUCUGUUUAUUUCAUUCACAUUUCUCCCCCUACUCCCACAUAUCAGGGGCGCUCCUUCCCUCGCACCCCCUUUCGCUAUUUCAAACAACCGCGGCUCUACUUUCUGAACCUCAAACCAGUUUCCUCGCGGGGUGGGGGUGGGGAGGGCCAGGAAGAAACAUGGCGGCGCAGGACUCCGCUGAGUCUGAGCAUGCGCUGGGAUGGUCCUUUCCGGUUGUGCCACUUCCUCUUCCGUUUUGAGGAAGCGGGGAUCUGGAUUGGAAAAUGGCAAAGCGGCGGCUGCCCUGCGGGGCGGAGGACGCGGCGGAGGGAGAGCGCGGUCAGUCUGCGCGCUGGGCUGGAGGGGCGGGGAGGGAAGGGGCAGGCGGGGGGCCGGUGCUGAGGGGGCAGGAGAGGCCCAGUGGGCGGUGGAGGCAGAAGCCGCUGCCCCUCCCCGCCCACCUUCCCCUCCGGAGCCCCGGCUGGGCUUCCCUGGGGCGCCUCUCCGCCUCCCCUGCGGAGCUCUGCCCGUCCCCACACAGGGAGGCUGAGGCGCGGCCGCUUCUCCUGCAGGAGGGAAGGGGGCUGGAGAAAGGGAGGUGGGGGGCCGGCGGGGGAAGGGGGCUUGUCCUGUGGCUGGGACUCCCGUAUAAGCGAAACAAGCUGUAACUUAGGGCUCCACUCUCUUGGGGGGCCCCCAAAAAAUUUGAAGGGGAAAAAACAACGAUGUACAUUUCCAAAAUAUAAGAUAAAAUACAUAAAAUAAAACCUACAUGCAGCAACAGUAGCAAAUGGCUUUAGAUACCUAUUAGGUCCAUAAAUUACUAUAUAGCAUAUAUUCAACACAAGAAACAGCGACAAUUUGUUGUUGACAAAGGACAGCUGGACAUAUGAAGGGCCCCAUUAUCUUCAGUAGUUUCGGGCCUCAUCAAACCUAAAUCCGGCCCUGGCUGGGAACUAGCAUGAAGCAAGCAGCAGUCUCGCUCGGGUGCCUCAGAAACAAAGUUUUCAGGCGCUUUGGGUCUCCAAGGAAUGUGUCUGGGUCUCUAAGGAAUGCGUCCGGAAAGGGAAGGGUGGGGAAGGGUGUCUGUGCACAGAAGGUCCCUGGUUCCAUCCCCAGUGGCAUCUUGAGGAAACUCACGGGAGAGCUGCUGCUGCCAGUCAGGGUAGACAGUGCUGCUGAGCUCCUGGACCAAGGCAUAAGGCAGCUUCCUAAUAGAGUCUUUGAAAUAUCUGCUUGAUGCAGAGUUAGCUCAGCUGGAGAGCAUAUGGUGGAUUUUUAAAAUGCACUUUCGUAGGAUGCGUUUCAGUAGGAGAUACAGAAUGAUAUAGAGGCACACCUUGGAGUUAUGGCGGGUUCGGUUGAGGGCCACUGCAGUCAGUGUUGGAAACACCCGUGGGGUUCUGGCGCAUUUUGCGACAGGGAAUCUCAUUAGUACAAGGAAUUUUUGAGCUGUGCCUAAGGUUUCAGAUUAAAACUGCAGAGUGGAAGGAAAGGAGGACCUUUUUGCGCCUCCCCACUUGUAGCUACUCUCUGAAGACUGCAGAAGAGACCCUCUUAAGAAUGUUAGGGGAGUGGGCAGGGGAAGGACAGGACCAUGUGAAAAAUGAACAUAAUAUUUUAGCUGCAGUUCAUUUUCAGCUUUGUAUUCUUGUUAUAAAAAAGCACACCUACACAGUUCGUCACUGCGCCCAUAACCUGGGUUUAAGGUGCCAUUUAGCUCCUAGCUUUUGUAUCUCAGUUUCGAACCCUGACUGCAAUAAGUCAUACACAUUUUUUUUUGUUUCCCAGUGUAUAUAAAAGUUAUAUUUACACGUGAGUAUAGUCUAUUAAGCCAGACCCCUCUGGCUGCAGGGGCAGGAGGGGUAAAAACCUGACUCCAGCAGCUCUACUCCUGUGGCCAGAAGGGGGGGGGGCAGUGGCUUUCUUCCCCUGGAAGCUGCUAGGUCUCCGGGAGGGGGGGUUACUUCCCAUGCUGACCCUGCCAUGAACUCGCUGGUAGGUGGCAGAGGUUUAGGUUGGCAGCCAUUUCAGGCUCAAACACUCCCUACCCAUCUAGGGUAAAUUAUUGAGCUACUGUAGAUUGUUGUACAAGUUACAGCGGACGCUCGGGUUGCGAACAUGAUCCGUGAAGGAGGCACAUUCGCAAUCUACAGUGCCGCGAUUUGGCGCUUCUGCGCAAAGUGCAGUUUAGUGUUUCUGCGCAUGCAUGAACGCCAAAACCCGGAAGUAACCCGUUCUGGUACUUCUGGGUUCGGUGUGGUGCACAACCCAAAAAUGCGCAACCUGAAGUGCCUGUAACCCGAGGUAUGACUGUAUUGGGUUGUAUGCAACCUUAGUCCUCAGAAUCGCCUGAAUGAAAUUGAUAGGCAUGUCUAACUUAGGUCCAUUAAUUUCAGUAGGUCCAUUUGGAGUUGGGCUAACAUUGGAUACAGCCUGCUGAGAUAACAUGUGAAAAACUCUGAAUACAUAAGAAGAUCCUGUUGCAUCAGGCCACUUGCCUAUCUCGUUCAGCAUCCUGUUCUCAUAGAGGCUGACUAGAUGACUGUGGGAAACCUGCAGGCUGGACAUAAGCACAAUAGUAGUCUGCCCACCUGCAAUUCCCAUAAACUGGUAUUCAAAGGCAUACUGCCUCUGACAGUGGAGGUAGAACUUAGCUGCUGUGGCUACUAGCUGCUGAUAGCCUUGAAUUUAUCUACUCCUUUUUUAAAGCCAUCCAGCUUGGUCGCUAUCACUGCCUCCUCUGGGAGAGAGCUCCAUCGUUCUAUCUGGUUGGCCACUGUGAGAACAGGAUUCUCAGAGUUGGUGGGUGCCUCUGAUGUUGCUAUGGUUAACAGCUAGCCUAUCUGGCCAAAGUCACGGGAAGCCAGGGGGACUGUUGCUCAGGAAGCAGCCCACCCUGACCUGGAAGUAAGUUGUCAGUUCUGGAUUUAAAAUGAGCCUUGAAGACCCAUUUGUUUUAAAGUGCUUUUAGUUGAUAACCUAUGUACCUUGUGGUCUAGCUGGUUUUAAAUUGCGUUAUUAGUGGCUUCAUUAAUUUUGGGGAUUACUUGGCUUUCCAGAUGGCUAAUGUUUUGAACCAGAGAGAUUUCCAAGCAGUCUUCAAGGGCAGCCUUGCAUACAGUGCAUUUCAGUAAUCUAACCAAUGAGUUCACACCUCUGUCUUUGCAGAGUGACAACAGGAGAGCUGUAGCUCGGAUGUCUCUCUCGCCGAAGAUGCUGCCGUGCAAGAAGAGAAGAGCCGUCACGGCAGAUUCUGAGGAGGUGGUGGAGGAGGAGGAUGUGCAGCCUGUUCCAAUGGAGACCCCUGCCUCAGGUGGGAUCAACCAGCUCUGUGGCCUGGUGCCGCAGGGGCAGGACAAUGCUGCUUUGACUGAAGGGAGAGGUCUCUACAGCCUGCCUGCCGACACGCCUGCCUGUUCAUCUCCCCCUGCUUUGCCCAUGCCUCUGUCUUUUUUGGGAGACACUGGCGGUGAAGCAGCGAAGAGCAUUGUGCUUCCAUCUAGAGACGCCAUGCAGAAAGGCUGGCUGGAAUUGUCUGAGGCCUCUUUGAGGGGUGGGAAUGUCCUGGCUAAGGCAGAGCUGGAUCUCUGCCCAGAGCGAGCCAGAGAGCUCCAAGACGCAAAGACCUCUCCAUCACUUGAGCUACUUGUGGAUAAGGAGCAGAAGCCCAAGUCAGAAGGUAAGCUAGUGGUGUGUGCUGAAGGGGAGAAAAACAUGAUGGGAAUAAUGCUGCGAGGUAGGUUAGGCUGCUGGGACGUGGGUGGCGCUGUGGGUUAAACCACAGAGCCUAGGACUUGCCGAUCAGAAGGUCGGCGGUUCGAUUCCCUGUGACAGGGUGAGCUCCCGUUGCUGGGUCCCUGCUCCUGCCAACCUAGCAGUUCGAAAGCACAUUGAAGUGCAAGUAGAUAAAUAGGUACCACUCCGGUGGGAAGGUAAACGGCGUUUCCGUGUGCUGCUCUGGUUGGCCAGAAGCGGCUUAGUCAUGCUGGCCACAUGACCCGGAAGCUGUACGCCGGCUUCCUUGGCCAAUAAAGCGAGAUGAGCACUGCAACCCCAGAGUCGGCCACCACUGGACCUAAUGGUCAGGGGCCCCUUUACCUUUAGGUUAGGCUGAGGUCACCCAGCAAGCUUCAUGGCCAAGUGGGGAUUUGAACCCUUGUCUCCCAGGCCCUGGUUUGAAACUCUUUAAUUGCUACACCAUCAGUGGCUCAGUUAGGCAUUAGUUCAGGCUUCCUCAAACUUGGCCCUCCAGAUGUUUUCGGCCUACAACUCCCAUGAUCCCUAGCUGGCAGGAUCAGUGGCCAGGGAUAAUGGGAAUUGUAGUCUCAAAACAUCUGGAGGGCCGAGUUUGAAGAAGCCUGUGAUUAGUUUAUGCCCCCAAAGGUUCGUUGAGGCUGAAUUAAGCUUGCCCUGUUAGAAAUACAAUGCGAUUUCACCUGUUGUUGAUAGCUAGGAUAAGGACUGCAAAAUCUUAGAGAAGCAGGGGUUUUGCUGUUACGGAUGAUCGGUGGCUAAGAAAAGCAUCUGAGCAAAAUUAAAUGUUAUAAAAGUAGAAGUGGAAAGGAAGAGCCCGAGUCAUUCAGAGGUUUCUGGCAAAAUUGGUGACUUCGUUUUUUAACGGAACAAAAACACAGUUGAUGAGACAGCGACAAUGAAUGUUCCUGGUGCGAUAUAAACAGAUGGUAUUCAUUUAAAACAGGAUACUUAAUAUAGUAUGUGAUCAGACCUUACAUGGUUUGAAGAUGCUUUGUAAUUAAAGUUUUUUAUGUGAGUGCACAUAUGCACAAGCAGUAGGUUUUCAUGGCAUCGUAGAUCUCUUGUUUCCAGCUGCUACCAUUUCUCUGAAGCCAGAGCCUGAAUGGGACGUGGGGUAUCCUCCCCUGAAAGCCCCAAAGGCCUCACAGGGAGCCGAAUUGCUCCAGGAAGUCAAGGAAGAAGCUGAGGAGACGGGGCUGUUCAUCCCAGUAGGUGAGUAUUGCAUGUCCAUAAAGUGGAUAACAGAACAAAGGCAUCUUCUUUGAAGUUCUGCCCUGUUUCAGGCACAGCAAGCAGAUACUGAAGGCUGGGGGAUCUGUAACCCCUGAUGAAUAGCAGGGAUGGGUGAACCUCUUCCCCCACCCCCCACAAAAUACUGCUGGCCCCAUCAACCCCAGUCAGCAUGGCCAGUGGUCAGGGAUGAUGGGAGUCAUAGCUGAGCAUCAAAUGGAAGGCCAGAGGUUCCCCAGCCCUGGCAGGCAGCUUCAGGCAUCUGUUGUUGAACAGAUGAUUUAUACAUUUCUAGGCAAGUGCUGCUAUUAAGUCAUUCUUUCAUAGUGAUCAUUUGCAGAAGUGACUCAGAACUGGGCUGCUUGAUCACACCAAAAGCCCACCUGGUCCAGCAUCCUGUUGUCACAGUGGCCAACAAACUGCCCCAACAGGGAGCGUGCAACAACCCCCUUGUGUGGAAUAGUUAGCAUGGAGCUUUGCUCUUCUCGGAUUAUCAAACUACAGUGGUACCUCGGGUUACAGAUGCUUCAGGUUACAUACGCUUCAGGUUACAGACUCUGCUAACCCAGAAAUAGUACCUUGGGUUAAGAACUUUGCUUCAGGGUGAGAACAGAAAUCGUGCUCCGGCAGCGCGGCGGCAGCAGGAGGCCCCAUUAGUUAAAGUGGUGCUUCAGGUUAAGAACAGUUUCAGGUUAAGAACAGACCUCCGGAACAAAUUAAGGACUUAACCUGAGGUACCACUGUACAUUCCCUCCUCUAAUUUUUGUCCUGGGUAAAUUUGCAGGAACCAUUAUUAAAGCUAGUAUUUUUAAGCACAUGGAAGAACAAGCCAUGUUGAGGAAGAAUCAGCAUGGUUUCUGCAAUGAGAGGUCCUGCCUCACUACAGUAUAGCCUUUUAUAAUUCUUGUGUGUGUCUCAAUAAACACAUGGACAGGGGUGAUCUGAUAGACACGAGAGCUUGCAUCCAAUGCUAGUCAUACUCAGACGCAUUGAAAUUAAUGGGCAUGACUAACUUACAUCUGUUAAUUCCAAAGGAGCUGAGGUUCUGACCUCCAGUUUAUCCUUGCAACCUCCCUGCAAGAUAGGGUGGACCUUAUUUGAUUUAUUAUAUUUUUAUCCCGCUUUCUUUCACAUGAAAUCCCAAAAUGGCUUGCAAAAAAUAAAUAACAAUAACACAAUGGAACAUAAUAGAACAUCACAAAUACAGCAUAAGUCAUGUAGAAUAAUUAACAAAUCACCAGCGAAACAAUUUCAAUCUGCAAAACACUGUUAAGGUCGCCUGGUGAACUUCCUGGCUGAGCCUGGAUUCAGAGACAGCUGCUUAUUGAAUGCUGUGGUUUGAUACUCUGCCUGUUUUUCCUGUCCAGAAGAGCGAGAAGGAGGGAAGAGAAAGCGGAGGAAAGCGACUAAACGGAAGCGGGAAGGGAAAUGCCAGGAGGAGGAGGAAGGGCCCUUGGCUUGCGACCUCAAGCUGGAUGACACGCUCGACCGGACUUUGGAAGACGGGGCGAAACAGCACAACCUGACAGCUGUCAACGUGCGAAACAUCCUCCACGUGAGUGUGAAGACAGCGACGGCGGCAGUGUGGAUGGGGUUGCAAACAAACACCUUGUGAUGGCACCGCUGAUCUUGCUGAUCACAGCCUUGAAAAUGAGGCAGGGCCUUGCAAGAGGUGGUUUCCCUUUGUCCCUCGGAAAUCGCCUAUGGUCGCUGUGGCGUUUGCCCUCCUAGGUGACAUCAUGCCGGGUCAUAAGGAAAGGGUUAAAUGAAUGUGAAGUGAUUGGCAAGUGGGAACCCAAGGGGAGGAGUUAGAGUUGUUAAGGGUCAGUCGGGUGUUAGAGAAGAGAGAGGGAGGAUAGGUUUGUGGGUUGGGAUAGUUUGAUGUGAGAGAGUGAGAGAAUCUGUUAAGAGGAAUCAGAUAGACAGCUGGGAUAAUCAGUUAGAAGUUAUUAGGAAGGUAUAGGCCGGUAAAGAAACUAAGAUUAAGAAACUGACAAGAAAAAUUAUCUGAAACCAUAAACUUGUCAAUGCUUAUAAAAUAAACUUGUUUAUUUGGUUUAAUGUUAACAACUGUCUGGACUCCAUGUGUACCCGAGAGAAACGGGUUGGUGGCAGCGGGGAAGCAAUCACAGUGGUGGCACAGGGAUCAAUCGACCGUCAAACGUCCGGGGACCCUGUGUGAUCGCCACAGUCGCCUCCAGCAUUAGUACUGGACCAUGAGCUGCUUGGAGGGGCUUUGUGGACAUUACUUCUGUGCCCACUGCAUUGGGGACCCAUUGCUUUACGGUGGUACCUCGGGUUACAGAUGCUUCAGGUUACAUACACUUCAGGUUACAGACUCCGCUAACCCAGAAAUAAUACCUCAGUUUAAGAACUUUGCUUCAGGAUGAGAACAGAAAUUGUGCCCUGACGGCGCGGCAGCAGCGGAGGGCCCCAUUAGCUGAAGUGGUGCUUCAGGUUAAGAACAGUUUCAGGUUAAGAACGGACCUCCGGAACGAAUUAAGUAUGUAACCAGAGGUACCACUGUAUUGCCAUGUUUGACUCAGCCCAGGUUAUUCCGUCGAUAAAACUACGCCGUGGGUGGAGCAAACUGGAAAACGGUUUUUGUCUUUUCCACUCCAGGAAGUGAUAACGAAUGAGCAUGUUGUCGCCAUGAUGAAAGCAGCCAUCAGUGAGACGGAGGACAUCCCCAUGUUCGUAAGUUCCUCCCUCAGUAGGGAAGCUGGAGAUCUGCUUCUCCCCUGGCCAAGAAGGGAAGUGUGCACUAGAAAGAAAAAGCCUGGUCAAAUUUUGUACAAUUUCUAAUGGAACAAUGGAAAUUCUCUUUUUCUCUCUCCCUCCCUUUAGGAGCCAAAGAUGACACGCUCCAAGCUGAAGGAGGUGGUGGAGAAAGGAGUGGUGAGUUGGUGUUCGGAAGCACUGCUGCCUCUGACCGUGGAAGCUUGUACAUUGUUGCUCGUAGCCAUUAAUAGAUGCCCUUAUCCUCCAUAACUUUGCCAAGUUCUCUUUUAAAGCCUUCCCCGUUGGUGGCCGCCCCUGCCUCCUCUGAGAGUGGGUUUCGUAGUUUAACUAUAUGCAGUGUGAAGAAACCCUUUAUUUUAUCUCUCCUGAAUAUGAUAUAUACGAUAUGAUACGAUAUCUUUAUUGUCAUUGUCCCAUACAGAACAAUGAAAUUGAAAAACUACAUAAAACAUUCAAAAACCCCUAAAAACUCUGAAACCCCAUUUUAAAAUACACUAAACUAUACUAUAAAAUACACUAUACUAAAAAAUACACUAUACUAUAGAGACCCCCUCAUGCUGCAUUUAGAACCAGAAUUGCAUUUGCGUAGAAACUCUUUCUCAGACGGCUAGUCCUGACCUUUAUAACUCUAUACCUUCUUCCAGAAGGCAGAAGCUGAAAGAGAUCAUUUCCGGGGUGCUUACUAUCCUGCGCUAUCUCUGCCGCUUUCUUAUGGCACCUGGCGGCAUAGAUUUGAUCUAAGGUGGGAAGAGUGCACCCAAUUAUUCUCUCUGCAGUCUUUACAACCCUGGACAGCAUUGUUUUUUCCCUGGCCGUGCAGCUCCCAAACCACACACACAGACCAUAAAUCUUCCAACAUUCAGCUUCGUCGGAGUUCGAGUGUUAAGAGAGAGGGUGAGAAACUUGCAGAUUAUCCCAUCCCUGACUUCCAUACCAGGUUCAUGAUAGUUGGAAGAGAAGUGAGGGAUUCUUGUCCCUUCGCCAGCAACUUCCCGUGCCACUGGGAUGCUUCCCCUCCACCCCCCCCCAAUAUUACCUUGCCAUGAAGUCCCAUUUCUGCAGCUCACUUGAGUUGCGGGGUGUUUCUAGUUGUUGACCCCCUUAAUCUCGACUGGCCCUAAAAGAGGCUAUUGAUUAUUGGGAGGAUAUUGUAGCUGCAUAUCUUAAUAUUCUGUCCUCUCGUUCCUCGAACCUUUAUUUAUUCUAAUGCAUUUGAUAAAAUGGAGCCUCCAGAGAGGAGUGCAAGUUAGAUGGAUAGAUGAAAUGGGAAGUGGGGCAACGAGUAAAUAAACUCAUACAUUUUCUUCCAUUGGUGUUUUAUGACAGAGGUGCUGUUAAAUGGUUUUGUUUCCUCAGGUUAUUCCAACGUGGAAUAUUUCUCCAAUCAAAAAGGCAAAUGAAAUCAAGGUACUCUGUGGGUGCUUCUAAUUAAAUAACUUGGUGGCAUUUUGUUUUCAUGCUUCAGUUUCAUGUUUUAUUUUUUUUAAAGACUUUACCGGCAGAUUUGUUACUCAUUGUUGGAAGCAGGGAGUGGGGGGGAAGGAUUGGGACUUGGGGCUCUAGCCAGCUAAGUCCCGCUUACAGUGCACACAUUGAAAUCAGUGGACUUAAUCAUACUGUUGAGUGCAAUGGAUUUACUCUUAAGUAGGGCUUAGCAGGACAGAGCCCUUGAUGAACAGGUAGAAUGGUCUCUAGGACCGUUCUUUUAUUUCUUAACUCCUCUCUCCUACAAGUCAUGAGGUCUAGAAGCUCCCUUUGUUUGUUUGUUUGUUUUAAAAAUCUGAUUUAAAAAAGUUCUUCGGAUUUUGGUGGAGCUUCCUGGUUUCCAGGUCUGAGGCCAUGCGUGCUCUGAUGCCAGCAUGGUUUUGAGCAUAGCUAACUGUGAGGGAGAAACAGAGUCACAGCGCUGUUGAUGUGUUGUUGUAAGACUAUUGUGUGAACACACCCAAAGGUAUAAGGGCCCGUUUUCAUCCUUAUCAGUAACCAUGAGCCUGCUCUGUGCUCAGCCUUCCUAGCUUUUCAUUUUUGAAAAUCUGCUGGCACCCCUAAUUUGUUCCCUAAAACUUCCCUUUGUGGGUCUUGUUUCCUCCCCCUCCUCUUUGUAUAACUUCAGUCUCUCUUUUGCAGCCCCCUCAGUUUGUGGAUAUUCCCCUCGAGGAAGAUGAUUCCUCUGAUGAAGAGUACCAGCCGGAGGAGGAAGAGGAGGAUGAGACAGCAGAGGAGGUAUGAAUAAUAAUAAUAAUAAUAAUAAUAAUAUCUCCCUUCCAUCUGACUGGGUUGCCACAGCCACUCUGGGCGGCUUCCAAUACACUAUAAAAACACAACCGUAUACAGUCAUACCUCUUGUUAUGUUUGCUUCAUGAUACGUUUUUUCAGGUUGCGUCCCGCGGCGACCCAGAAGUACUGGAAAGGGUUACUUCUGGGGUUACUUCUGGGUUUCGCCACUCGCGCAUGCGCAGACAUGCAAAAUGACGUCAUGCGCAGAAGUGGUGAAUCGCAACCUGCGCGUGCGCAGACAUGGGUUGCAUUCCUUUCAGGUUGCGAACAGGGCUCCGGAACGGAUCCUGUUUGCAACCAGAGGUACCACUGUAUAGGUAUAUUUAUAUAUGUCUGUAUGUGUCUAGUCCACAAUGUAUGCACAUUUAACUUGUGUGCAUUCAGCUUUAUGCGUGUGGCGAAAUAAAAAUUAAAAGGGGGCAGGUUUCCAGGAAAAAUAACUGGCAGUCCCACCCACCAUUGAACCCAAAGCAUUUUGACCACACUCAGUUUUGGCUUUCGGCGUGAUCCCUAGAAUGUAACCUCCACGUUAGUUGUGGACUUGCUGUAUCUGUGUAUUGGCAAACUGGACUGCAGUGCUGUUGGCUGUUACAGUCUGUUUACACUGCUAGGCUUUCAGCUGGUUGGCUGGGCCAGUGUUGCUCAGCUUAAAGAGUCCUUCAUGUCACUCAUACACUUUUGUGGCCCAUCCUAAAGCAGAAGCACUAUGGUAACACUUUAAACGGCCAUGGCUUCCCACAAAGUAUUUUGGGAGCUGCAGCUUGUUAAGGAUGCUGAGAGUCGUUAGGAGACCCCCCUAUUCCCCUCACAGACCUACAGUUCCCAGAGUGGUUUAACAAUCAAUCCCUCUUCCCAGGGAACUUUGGGCCCUAGUUAUGACUGUACAAACCCGAAUUGCAGGGGAUACUUGCAUGAUGGAAUGCUCUGGCCCAAUGCCACGCAAUAGAACAUUCCUGUAAUCAGAAUGCUGGUAUGUCAGAGAGAAGGCUAGACCCUUCUCCUGGUCAUAUGACAUCAGAGGAUCGGCGUGUGAAUGUUUGCUCAAUCGUCAAAGUGACCCACAGAGGAUUGGCUGCUUCUGGAUCUUUCCCCACCCCCAUUGGAAAUAAUUCCCUACCCCUGCCCUAGUUUUUUUGUUUUUUUAAAAAUGUGCAGAGUGGGAGCCACCCCCAAGAAAGCACUGCUGCCAGUCCUUGUUAGUGAUACGUGCAGAGACUGAGGAGUGGAGCUUUGUCUGAUGAUGCAAGCCGCCUUGGAGGGGAAUAAUACGAACCUCAUCUGUCACCUUUGGUGUCUGUUCAGUCUUUGGUGUGGUUUCCCAGUGCUAAAGGUGAACUGCAGAGAAGAGAUUUGAUCACUCCUUUCUCGUUUACUUUAUGCUCCUCACUUUUGCACAGAGCUUGAUGGAGAGUGAUGUGGAAAGCACAUCGUCAUCGCCACGGGGAGCCAAGCGGUCUCGUUCAAGGCGAUCCUCCGAUUUGAUAGAGACUGACGAGGAGGCAGCUAUGCCAGCGGAAGUAAGAAGGGCGCUAUCUCUCUCUCUCCUAGGCUGCCAUUGGGGCUAGUCCAGGGGUCAGCAACCCGCGGCUCCGGAGCCGCAUGUGGCUCUUUUACACCUUUGCUGCGGCUCCGGGGCGGAUACUAGCGAGGGGAGGAGGCGCAUUGUGCGCCCCGACACUCCCCACUGUGGCGGGCGCUGUACUGGCUGUGACGUCGCAUGGGGGCGGUGCGUGCGUUAGUCACGCACCGUCCUGAUGUCACCUUCCCGCCCGCCCGCUACAUUGUAAGGGGCAUGUACGCUGGUCACUGCAUUGAAAGGGGGCAUGUACGCUGGUCACUGUUAUGAAGGGGAGUGAAGAACACACACACAAAAAAAGGUAACUUGUUAAUUUAACGUUUAUUUCUAUGAGGAGGAGUAAUUCUGAGGGGUCAAAUAAAUAAAUAAUAAAAUAGUGACAAAAAAGUUAUUUUUAUACAGUGGUGCCUCGCAAGACGAAAUUAAUCCGUUCCGCGAGUCUCUUCGUCUUGCGGUUUUUUCGUCUUGCGAAGCACGGCUAUUAGCGGCUGUUAGCGGCUUAGCGGCUAUUAACGGCUUAGCGGCUUUAAGAAAAAGGAAACAAACUCGCAAGAACUCGCAAGACGUUUCGUCUUGCGAAGCAAGCCCAUAGGGAAAUUCGUCUUGCGAAACGACUCAAAAAACGCAAAACCCUUUUGUCUAGCGAGUUUUUCAUCUUGCGAGGCAUUCGUCUUGCGGGGCACCACUGUAAUGACGUGUUUUGCGGCUCCCAGUUUUUUUUCCUUCGGAAACGGGUCCAAGUGGCUCUUUUUGUCUUAAAGGUUGCAGACCCCUGAGCUAGUCAAUUAUCUGCAAGCAUCGCAUCUGUUGGAAGCCAGGACUUUAGCUACCUUAUUUAUGUUAUAAAAAUAUUUAGGUCUUGCUGUUCAUUGGUUUACAGCAGUCAUAUGUCAUAACUGUAGUCCAUGUGCUGAUAAACUCUGAGGCUGGAUCACUGCAAUGUGCUGCUCGUGGGACUGCCCUUGGGCUUGGUUCAGAAGCUCCAGCAGGUGCAAAAUGCAGUGGCCAGAUUGCCAACUACACGUGGCACCAUUGUUAAAGCAUCUGCACUGGCUGCCCAUCUACUACUGAGCCAGGUGCAAGGUCCUUGUAUAAUAAUACUAAUAAUAUGAAUAACACUAAUAACACUAUUAAUAAUUUAUUAGUUGUACCCCGCCCAUUUGGCUGGGUUUCCCCAGCCACUCUGGGCAGCUUCCAAUAGAAUAUUAAAAUACAAUAGUCUAUUAAACAUUAAAAGCUUCCCUAAACGGGGCUGCCUUUAGAUGUCUUCUAAAAGUCUGGUAGUUGUUUUUCCUCUUUGACAUCUGAUGGGAGGGCGUUCCACAGGGCGGGUGCCACUACCAAGAAGACGCUCUGCCUGGUUCCCUGUAACUUGGCUUCUCGUAGCGAGGGAACCACCAGAAGGCCCUUGGCACUGGACCUCAGCGUCCGGGCAGAACGAUGGGGGUGGAGAUGCUCCUUCAGGUAUACUGGACCGAGGCUGUUUAGGGCUUUAAAGGUCAGCACCAACACUUUGAAUUGUGCUCGGAAACUUAUUCAUUUACAUCUUAGCAGUGCUAUUUUUCUAGAAAAAGAGGUGCCGGAACUCUUCCUGAACACCUCCCUUGUUCCCUUAUGAUGACAAUGGCGCCCUCAUUUUCCAGCUGAAAAAAGCCUUGGGUCUAGGGUGCCUGAGGGACCCCUGGUACCCUUGUAUAUCCCAUCUCGACUGCUGAAGUCAUCUGAGCGAUGGUGAGGCUCAUUUGACAACGCCAAGUGCCAUCAGCCCAGUGUUGCAGCCAGCCUGUUUUCUCCUACGUUCUUAGGGCUUUGUUUUGUCUGUCCUUAAUGCCCCACCAGAGGGGAGGGAUGGCAUGAAAGCUGUAGAAAUCGAAUGGGAUUAAACAUGGCCCUCUUCCUUUGCUCUCUCUAACCAGGCGGAGAAAGCCUCCGCUGCCCCACUUCAGCGGCACAUCAGUGCUGAAGUCGUCCCGAUGGGCCCCCCGCCACCCCCCAAACCCAAGCAGAGUAAGGACAGCACCUUCAUGGAGAAGCUCCACGCGGUGGAUGAGGAGCUGGCCUCCAGCCCAGUGUGUAUGGACGCCUUCCAGGUAAUCUCAGGGGCUCUCAGGUUACUCCAAAGAGUUCGCUUCCUUUCUGCAACACCUUGCUUGCUUUGGUUCUUGCGGGGAGAGUAAGAGUAAGAGCGAGUUGAUCUAGUCAAAGUCCAUCCCACCCCAUCCAUUUGUGUUUCUUAUAUUCACGCGUUUGGGGUCUCUGUGGACUGGAUUGGAACACCAGGGAAAGUUUCAGGCUAGGAAAACAUUAUAGUUCAGAUGCCCUGAUCAGCUGUGAAGCUCAACUGGGUGGUGAGGUCUCUUGGCUUAGCCUGCCUCGCAGGGGCAUUGUGAAGAUGGAAUAGGGUAGAGCCUCCGAUUCUGAGUUCUCCCCAUUUUCUUUUUUCCUUUUCUUUUUUAAUCAACCAUAUUGGCCCAAAUAUAAGCCGCCCCUUUAAAAUUCAAGGGAGGAAAAAAAAAGAAAAAGACAAUGUCUGAAUAUAAGCCGCUCCCUUAAAAUUCCGCAGGUGCUCACACCCGUAAAUGGCAAAUGUAGACGAAAAUCCUUCAGCGAUAUCUUAAAAGCCAAUUUUUGUAAGAUUGCAAAUUUAAGCCUCACUUUUCACUCGGAAUUUGGAAAAAAAAAGUGUGGCUUAUAUUCGGGCCAAUGCGGUAUUUUCUUUUAAUUUUUAUGUUAAAAAAAGCUUGAUAUUUGAUGUUUAUGUCUGUAUGCUGUCUUUUCUUUAUUCUUUCAAGCUUUAAUAUAUAUAUAUAUUUUAAAAGGAAUAGGGCGGAACCUCCAUAUAUGCCUUCCCUUAUUCCUUGGAGGAAGGUGCAGAGUGUUUGUGCAAUAUAUUGAUAAUUGAAUGUGGAUUGAUGAUGUCCUGGUAGUUCCUCUUUCCUACCCAGUCAGUCUUCCUAUUUAUUCUAUUGAAUUUAUCUUCUGUGUCCCCUCUAAGGAGUUCAAGAUGCUCCUUUAGUUCUCAUAACACCCCCGCAAGGUAGGUUUAUGCCGAGACCAUGACGGGCCUUAGUGGGCUUGCAUGGCUGUGGGGAGGAUUUGAACCUGAGUCUUUCCCCCUCCUGUCACCUGAGAUUCCGGCCUCUUCACCGCAAAGGCUCUUCUCUGCCCCAUGAUGCUGGAGAAUCUGCCAGAGCCGCUCCGAGCCCUUCCUCCUUUCCUCCAUUUCCUCUCCAGCCUCUGGAGGACAGCUUGAUCGCCUUGCGCACCCGGUCGAAGAGGCCCCUGAAGGACGUGCCCCUCGGCCAGUUGGAAGCUGAGCUCCGUGCCCCAGACAUCACCCCGGACAUGUACGACCCCAACACGGCAGACGACGAGGAGUGGAAGAGGUGGCUGGGUGGCCUCAUGAACGACGAUGUGGGAAAUGAAGGCAUGUCUCAUUUACUUGGGGUGUGAGUGGGUGGGUCACUAGAUUUGACCUGUGUUUUUGUGGGAGGAGCAGUAUCUUGAAAAUACCGUAUUUUUCCGUGUAUAAGACUAGGUUUUCCCCCUUAAAAAUAAUGUCAAAGAUUAGGGAGCGUCUUAUACACAGAUACAUCUCCCCCUCCCAUUUUCUUAAAUCUGAGUCCUCAGAAAUAGUGGGUGUCUUAUACAUGGGGGCAAGGGACGUGGGUGGCGCUGUGGGUUAAACCACAGAGCCUAGGACUUGCUGAUCAGAAGGUCGGCGGUUUGAAUCCCCGCGACGGGGUGAGCUCCCGUUGCUUGGUCCCUGCUCCUGCCAACCUAGCAGUUCAAAAGCAUGUCAGAGUGUAAGUAGAUAAAUACGUACCGCUCCAGCGGGAAGGUAAACGGUGUUUCUGUGCACUACUCUGGUUCACCAGAAGUGGCUUAUUCAUGCUGGCCACAUGACCCGGAAAAACUGUUUGCAGACAAACGUCAGCUCCCUCAGCCAGUAAAGCGAGAUGAGCACCACAACCUGAGUCGGCCAUGACUGGACCUAAUGGUCAGGGGUCCCUUUACCUUUUAUACAUGGGGGCGUCUUAUAGAUGCAAAAAUUUGGUAUUUCACAGAAUCGUAGGGUUGGAAGGGACCCCAAGGGUGAUCUCCUCCAUCCCCCUGCAAUGCAGUCAUGGUCGUUCUGUUUCCUGGAAGCAAAGGCUCCUCCUCCUCUUGGCUAAGAAGCAUUUUCUCUUCCAGAUGAGGCUGACGACGACGAUGACCCCGAGUACAACUUCCUGGAGGAUCUUGACGAGCCAGACACGGAGGACUUCAGGAACGACCGUGCCGUGAGGAUCACGAGUACGUUCUCUGCCUACUUUUGGUCUGGCUGUUUCAUCGCUGCCUGUGUUCGAAUUCGUUGGGGAAGGGGCCAUAGAGCAUCUGCUUUGCACGCAGAAGGUCCCAGGUUCAGUCCCCAGAAUGUCCAGAUAGGGCUGGGAAGAGAAGCCCGUCUGAAAUCCUGGAGAGCAGCUGCCCAUCUCUGUGGAGUCAGUACAGAGCUAGAUGGUCUCGCUCAGUAUAAGGCAGCAUUCCUGUGUUGAGUCCAUCAUACUGGAGACCCAGGUGGUGGUUGUUAUCGGUGCACCUUUUCUCCAGAAGCUUGAGGCAUGCCGUAUUUGAAAAGCCAACCAAUUUCUUCGUAACGAGGUGGUGGCUUCCUGCGCUUUGCUAAUUGUGUUAAGGCGUUUAAGAAAUAGUAGGGUAUGGUGCUGAUUCGCAGGCUGAAUCCCUCUUGUUUUGUAUCUUGCAGAGAAAGAAGUUAAUGAGCUGAUGGAGGAGCUGUUUGAGACGGUAAGGCUCUCAGCUGCCCUUGUAUAAAAAUUCCUAGCCCUUCGAGAAACUUGCUAACGCAAAAAUUAAAAAAAGAGGAAGUACAGUCGACUCACAACUUAAUUCGCUCGAUGGCAGUUUUUUGCGCCCGGCGGCUGCACAAAUUAAAACACAUGCAAAGCAGAGCGUUCAAAAGCUGCUUCUGUGCUUUCCUUGCUGUGGAAAGAGAUUUUAAGCUCUCCUCCUCUGCUUACUGAGCUCUGGGAAGGUGUGUGAGAACCUCCCAGAGCCCAGUAAGCAAAGCAAAGAGCUUAAAAGCUCUCCACCUUGCAUUGAGGGCAAGGCCUGCUAGGUGUGCUGGCUUUGGAAAGGUAGGGAUGGUUGUACGUGGACAAUUCUGGGGUUCUGAUUAUAUGCAAUUGAUGCGCAACUCCAGAAAACAUAACUGCUGCGCAAGCUGCAAGUCAUUACCUCUUAAAUCUAAGGAAGAUGGGCUGAAUUUUCAGUGGCGCUCUUGCAGUGGGUGCCCUUCUGUGCCAGCUGAGGCUGUUAAUCCUGAGUCUUGGUUGAUUUCUCCAAGCCCUUUCUGCCCCUGGCUGUGCCACUGACUUGGGCUGUGUGUUUCUGCUUCAGUUUCAGGAUGAGAUGGGCUUCUCCAACGUAGAGGAUGAAGGGCCAGAGGACGAGGACAGUGCUGCGGAGGCCCGGCCAAAUUUUAACACUCCGCAGGUACUCAGGUAGGAUGGGCCGUUCUCGCCCUGCCCCAAGCCAUUUUGUUCCCCCUCUGUUGGGGGGAAGGUCAUAGCUCAGGGAGAGAGAGCCUUCACUUUGCAUGCGGAAGGUCCCAGGUUCACUCCCAGGCAUCUCCAGGUAGGAGAGGGGAGGCCCCCUUCCUGAACCGCUGGAGAGCUGCUGCCAGUCAGUGUUGACAGUAGGAAGAUGGACCAGGGGGCUGGGAAGAUUUCUGAGAACCAGACACAGCCACUUUCAGCACCCCAGGCCUGAGGUUCUCCAUCCCUGACUUAGCUGGACACAUCCGGCAAAACAGGGAGGAAGUGUGGGAUAAAAAUCAGUUGGCCGAUAAUUUACUUGCAUGAACUUUUCAGGAACAGUAGAAGUGGCUGGCUAUGUGUGGUGGUUUGCGGGAAGGCGGUGGAGGGCUGGUAAGGAUUCUGCCACGCAGUUCACCUUCUUGGUUGCUUCUCAGCCCAGGGAGAGGAGUGGAAAGGAGCUGCUGCAGCUGCCCACUUCUCCCCAUUCAUCUUGCAAAUGGGGCCUGGUGUUCAUCUCCACCAAGGUGGCCGUGGGCAAGCCUCUUUGUCUAUGGGGCAGGUUGGCUCAAAGGAAAGCUGACUCUGUUUGGGAAGGGAGGCAAAGGAACCGCUGGGCCUCCGCCAUCCUUUCUAGGUUGAGCAGUACUGGAAGGGGGCGGCAAGACCAGCUCUGCCCAGCUACAGUCUGAUAACCAGAGCUGGAACGUGUGUGUGGAAGAAAAAGAAAGGAAGGAAGGAAGGAAGGAAGGAAGGAAGGAAAGAGGCUCCUUGCUUCUCCUGCAUCAGACAUUAUCCUGAUUUCGGGAAAGGCCAUCUCCCCAUGCUAGAGCCUCUGUCAGUCAGUGUGGACUGACUUGGUGCAUCUCCUCAUGGGCUUGUCCUUUGAACUUCCUAAGCUGCCUCUUGCUCCUGUGUGGCUCAUAGAGCACAUGAGAGGCACGUGGUGGCUUGCAGGUCCCUGUUUCAUGUUGCCUUUGGCAAGCAUCUCUCUCUCAGCCUCACCCCCCUCCAGCUUUCAUCUGCAAUGUGGAGAAGAUGAGAGUGACCUACUGCACAAGGGCACUGUGCCAGGUCCCACUAUGUCUUCUUCCCCAUGGCCUGUGCUGCGUCCCUUAAAAGCAAGCUUUGAUGGUUCUUGCUUGGUUCUUCCGGGGACUUGGGACUGUCUGGGGAACCUGAGUGCUGGAUGAUUUAGGACAGACGAAAUGAAGGACCUCUUAACACUGUGAAUAGCUAUGGAGUCCCCGCCCCCCCUCAGGAGGCAGCAGCAGCCACCAACUUAAAUGGCGUGAAAAGAGGAUAAAGCUAUCAGUGACUACUAGCCACAGUGGCUGUGUUCUACCUCAGAGGCUGUACACCUCUGAACACCAGUUGCUGGGACUCAAAAGUGGAGAGAGUGAUGGGCUUGGUUUGUGCUUGUGGGCGUUUCUUUCUUUCUUAGAGUGCUGGACUAGAUGGGCCUUUUGCCCAAGUGGUGUGCGGUCAGUAGACUAGGGGGACUAGACUAGGCCCCUAAAUGUUCCCCUGGCGUCUCUUUCCCAAACCCUGGAAGCUUCUGCCCAGCUUAGGGAGGUGCGAUGCUCAUGUGCGCAACGUCCGUCCCCCCCCCCCCAAUUGCUCUCACCAGCUGUCGCCUCUGGCCCUAAAUGUUCCCCUACAGAAAAUAAUUCACUGCAUGCCACUGCUUUUUGGGCUGAUCCAACAGGGUUCCUCUGAUGAGUAAGAGUGAGGGAGGGUUCUUGCAUUCAUGCCAUUCUGCUGGGCUCCCUGGAGGAAUCUGAUUGGCCAGUGUGAGAAGCAGGAUGCUGGACUAGGUGGGUCAUUGGCCUGAGCUAGCAGCCAGGCUCUUCUGAUUUUUGUGAGCAAAUGUGACCUUGAUUUGGACAAGAACGGCCUAGUCCAGCCAAGUCCACAAACAGGGAUCUCCUUUCCUGCAGUUUCCAGCAACCCAUGUUCAGAAGCAUGAUUGCCUCUGACAGUGGAUGCUGAGCCACCACAGCUCGGUGACCGAAGCUGAGAUUGGUAGAAUACUUACCUGGGUCUUCAGAGCCAUCCUUUGACCCUGUGCAGGUUUGAGGAGCCCCUGGCCAACUUGCUGAACGAGCAGCACCGGACGGUCAAGGAGCAGCUGGAGCAGCUGCGCAUGAAGAAGUCGGCCGCCAAGCUGCCCCAGGAAGCAGAGAGGCUGAAGCUCCGUGAGAAGCCGGUCCAAACCCUCGUGCUGGACGCUGGGCAGAAGAAGAGGCUGCAGCAGCAGAUGCAACAGGUAUUGUUUGGAAGCAAAAACAGCACCACGCCAGACGAGGAAGGGCUUUCUCUGCUGUCUCACAUUUGCUUUCUGCUUUUGUGCUGAUUUCUCUCCCUUCUCUCUUUUUUAUUGAUUUUACAUUCAUAUCCCGUCCUUGGAGUGGCUUGCUAAAAUCAGUUCCUGUUCUGCCACAGCCCUUGACCUCGCAGUCUGAAAAAAACCCCAGCGUUUCCCAAACUUGGGCCUCCAGCUGUUUUUGGACUUCAACUCCCAUCGUCCCUAGCUAGCAGGGAUGAUGGGAACUGUAGUCCAAAAGCAGCCGGAGACCCAUGUUUUGGGAAGCACUGGUCUAAAAAGUCAUGGCCCAUGAAGAAAAAGGGUUGGGGAGGGAAAGUCCACCUCCUGUCCCCCACUGUCCCCUUGGUCAUGAGAUGGUGAGGAGGUUCCAUCCUUUCCAAAAGGCUCAUAGAGCUGAAGGUGGAAGUGCGAAGGAGCGGCAGCCUUUCACACUUCCUCCUUCAGCUCAGUGUGCUUUCCAAGGCUCAGAUUCUGACCUUUACCCGGAUCCUUUGGGAAAGCGGAGCUUGUGUCUGCAUGCGCUACUUCUAUUGUGGGAACAGGGUGGGGUGGGGUGCCUGCAGUGCUUGCCCCAAAAUCCAGAUGGGGUGUGUGUGUCUGCAGAGGUCGCCGGCCUCCUGACCUGUGGCUAUAGCAGCCAUUUCUGGUGGGCAGCAACUCGGAUUCCUGCAUUGCAGUGGGUUGGAUUCUCGGGGCCCCUUCCAACUCUUCAACUCUGAUUCUUUUCCCUUUGCUCUCAGCAUGUGCAGCUCUUGACCCAGGCCUACCUUCUCAGCAGCUGCAACCCCAGCCUGAGCUCGGAGGCUAGCACCACACGGCUCUUUCUGGUAAGGAGUUUGGCUCAGCUUCACCCCGGCAGUCCUUUCUGCUGCCCCACGUGGGACUGAGGCCGUGCCUUCUCUCAUCUGUGCGUUGUUCUGGUUGGGUUUGGGGCUUGUGUUGCAGAAUAGCCAGAAUGUUAUUAAAUCAGAGGUGCCUUUCGCACUUCAAUGGGGCUGGGUUUCCACAGCUUAGGGGCUUCCACAGAGAAUGCCCUCUCCCAGACUGCUGCUCUCCCCCAUCCACCACCUGAGUUGGCCAUAAGGACUAGCAGCUUAGGUUUUAAUUUUGUUUCUUUUAAACCUGAAGGCUAACUGGUGGUCUAGUAUCCCACUGGGCUUUGGAUGAAUCUAAAGUACUUUGCAGCAUGCAGCUCAGAUAUAAUAAAAGGCAAUCUGACUGAGAUGGUAUUUUGAAGUGUUUUGGGUUUGUGGGGCAACUGCAGCCGCAAAGGUUUUCCCUACCUCAUUUCGUUCGUCUCAGCUUUGAUUCCCUGGCAUCUCCACCAUGCAAGCGCUAAUAAGGUUUAGGGUGAGAGAGAGCCGGCCUUACAAUGAAGCAGCCAGGCAGCAGAAGCUGAGUUGUGUGUGGUGGGGAGCGAACAGCUAUGGGUGCCCUACACUAGCCCCUUGAGCGCAGUGAAAGAAGCAGUCCUUUCACCUGUAUUGAAGUAACAUUCAGCUACCAGUCUAGCUGGCUUCUGUCUAGGCCUCAUGGGAGGAGGGUGCCGCCUUGUCCUUCGUCUCAGGCAGCAAAAUGUCUAGAGCUGGCCCUGCGCCCUGUCCAUCCCUGCAGCUUGGAAGCAGCCUCAGUGAAGGCAAAUAAUAAUAAUAAUAAUAAUAAUAAUUUUUUAUUUUUACCCCGCCCUCUCCGGCCAGAGCCGGGCACAGGGUGGCUAACACCAGUAAAAUUACAAUAAAAACAUAAUAGGGGGGGGAAAAGAGGGGGAAAAAACAAUUUAAAAUACGGGUUAAAAAACAGUUUAAAAUGCAGCCUCAUUUUAAUAGUAUCCCAUAGAUCAAAACCAUAAGGGGAGGGAAAUAUAAAGGUCAGACUGAGUCCAAACCAAAAGCCAGGCAGAACAGCUCUGUCUUGCAGGCCCUGCAGAAAGAUGUCAAGUCCCGCGGGGCCCUAGUCUCUUGUGACAGAGCGUUCCACCAAGUCGGGGCCAGUACUGAAAAGGCCCUGGCCCUAGUUGAGACCAAUCUAACCACCUUGCGACUUGUCACCUCCAAAGUGUUGUCAUUUAUGGACCUUAAGGUCCUCUGCGGGGCAUAAAACCCUCUGUAGGAGUAAGGCAUGGCAGGCAGGGGGCGCCAUUUUCUGGUUUGCCUCAGGCGGCAAAACGUCUUGGUCUGGCCCUGGGCUGAGAAGCCAUUGUGCCCCUUCACCCCCGGUUGCCUGCCGUUUCUUCCCUCUUCUCUUCUCGUUCCAUAGACCGAGCUGGAUACUUUCGCUCAGAGCUCCGCCAUCCUCCGCCAGCCCUUGGGGCCCAAAUUCCAGACCACGUUUCAGCCGUGCAAUUUGAAGGAUGCCUUGCAGCUCAUCAAGGACUUCGACUCGCAUGUUAAGAUUGAAUGGAGCCCCCGCAAAGCAGUUAAGAAGAAUGGUGUGUAACAGGGACCCUUGCGCAGAGCUUCUGGAGUCAACAUUUAAUUGUCUAUUUGAGGCAUUUAGGUCUCGCCUUUCCUCUAAGGAGCUCAUGGUGUUUUACCCUCACAACAACCCUGUGAAGGGGGUUAGGCUGAGAGAUGGCGCUCGGCCCAAGGUCCCCCAGCGAGCUUCAUGACUGAGUGGGGAUUUGAACCCUGGUCUCACGGGUUCAUACUUUGGAACUCCCUGCCGAUUGACAUAAAGGCAUGCGCCUUCACUAUUUCCGGUGCCUGCUAAGAAACACGUUUGUUUAGGCAAUCCAGACAUACAGAAGCUGAUAGGUGUUUUAAUCCGUUUUUAGAUUAACUUUGUUUUAAUUGCAUUUUGAUUUUUUUUUAAAGAAUACCUGUUUCUAACAGAUGUUUAACUGGUUUUCAAGCACAUUCAGUGCAUCAUUUGAAAAACGAGACUUUAGAGCUGUCUUGUCUCAAGGUGGCAACUAGACAUUCUCUUUUGGCGUCUGUGACCUUGGUUUAAGGAGACAUUCGGCACCUUGCUUUUAUAUUUGAGUUUCUAACACUGCAGAUGGUCCCUUGGGUGGGGCUUGACUUCAGCAAGUGGCACUGUGUAUCUUCAGCUCAUCCUUCUGAUUGCUGCCUCUCCUCUCCUCUCCCCUCUUGCUCCUUCCUUCCUGACGCUUCUUCCUACAGUGAGCGACUUUGUUUGCCUGCCAAAGCAGGUUGCAUGGAUUUUGGCCACACGGAGGGUCUUCAUGUACCCAGAGUUGCUGCCCACCUGCUCCUUAAAGGCCAAGUUGCCCCGGGACAAGAUUAUCUUCACGAAAGGGGAAGACAAGUAGGUGCUUAGAUCCAUGUAUGCAACCCUUGGGGCGAGUGGUUGUGGCAGCUUGGAGGGAGGGAAGACCUCCUAGGAAUCGGAAGAUCCGCCUUUAUUCCAGGCUCUGCCACCAGCGUGGUCUUCGUAUGUUCUUGGGACUCCUGAAACUCCCAGCCAGCAUGGCCAAUGAUCAGGGGUGAUGGGAGCUGCAACCCCCAUCUAGAGUCGGGUGGUUCAACACACGGCCUGACUAGCUUUCCCCUCUGUCUUCUCUCCCCCAUCUCCGCCAGUUUGUUAGCCUUGGGACUGAAGCAUUUCGAAGGGACGGAGUUCCCCAAACCUCUGAUCAGCAGGUACCUCCUAAUGACCAAGACAGCCCGCCAGCUGACAGUGCGGAUCAAGAACCUCAAUAUGAACCGGGUCCCCGACAACAUCCUCAAAGUGAGUGGGGCGCCAGGUGGCUUACUCUCUCAGCUUAAACUGAAAGGGUUGGGGUGCGGGUAUGAGUUCUCGGCCCCAACCUUACUUGGGCUAUCAAGGAGUAGGCGUAGCUGGAGCCAGGGGGGCAGGGAAGGAAGGCUAGCCCAGGGUUUUCCCAAACUUGGGUCUCUACAGCUGUUUUUGGACUACAACUCCCAUCACCCCUAGCUAGCAGGACCAGUGGUCAGGGAUGAUGGGAAUUGUAGUCCUAAAACAGGUGUAGUUUGGGAAAAUACAUUAUUGUAUUUUAAUAUUUUGUUGGAAGCCGCCCAGAGUGGCCGGGGAAACCCAGCCAGAUGGGCAGGGAAUGAAUGAAUGAAUGAAUGAAUGAAUAAUUAUUGUUAGAGCUGAACUCCUUCCUUUCCUUUGCACCCUGCCCCAGUGGAAGUAAAGGCUGUGGCCCUCCAGAUGUUGCUGGACUACAACUCCCAUCAUCUCUGACCGUUGACUAGGACUGAUGGAGUCCAGCAACACCUGGAGGGCCACGGACUCCCCAUCCUUGCUUCACAGCUCUGUAGGUGCAUUGAAUAUGUGAUCCCUGAUAGGUUGGAAUAUGAUUGGCGUAAGACAGGGGUGGGGAGCCUGCAGCCCUCCAGGUGUUGCUGGACUUCCAUGGUCCCUGACCCUUUGGCCAUGUUGGCUGGGGCUGAUGGGAGCUGGAGUCCAGCACCAUCUGGAGAGCCUAACAGGUUCUUCACCCCAGGAUCAGAGAGAGCCAUACUGGUGCAGGGAGUCCAGAACUUGCCUUUUUUCUCUCUCUCUUCGAUUCUCAGCACUAUAAGACGACGAAGCAAUUGCCUAGCCUGCCGAAGCUUUGUGACGAGAUCCAGCCUGGGGAAUGGAAACCCCCCGUGGAACAAGAGGAGCAUCGUUUGCCCUUCUGGUUGAAGGUAUUUCCUCUUUUGAGGUCGGGGACGAAGCUCAGUGGCAGAGCAUCAGGAAGUUGUUAGGUGUUUUGGAUGCUUUUGCUGAGAUUCCUGCAUUGCAGGGGGUUGGACUAGAUGACCAUUGGGUUCCUUCCAACUCUUAAGAUUCUAUUAUUCUAAGUCCUAGGUUCAGCCCCUCUCUGAGUAUGGGCUGGGAAAGACAAUCAGUGUCGACCAAAGAUGGGGAAGCUAUGGCCCUCUAGAGGUUGCUGGGCUCUACCUCCCAUCAUCCCUGACUACAGUGGUACCUCGGGUUACAUACGCUUCAGGUUACAUGUGCUUCAGGUUACAGACUCCGCUAACCCAGAAAUAGUGCUUCAGGUUGAGAACGGAAAUCGUGCUCCGGCAGCGCGGCAGCAGCAGGAGGCCCCAUUAGCUAAAGUGGUGCUUCAGGUUAAGAACAGUUUCAGGUUAGGUACGGACCUCUGGAACGAAUUAAGUACUUAACCCGAGGUACCACUGUAUUGGCCACACUGGCUGGGACGGAUGGGAGUUGAAGUCCCCUAGCAUUUGGAAGGAAACAGCUUCCACAUCCCUGAGCAAUGGUGAAGACAGUACUGAACAAGACACAGUAUAAGGCGGCUUCUGUAGGGAUUGAACAACGUAACUUUUGGUCCUGACCCCUUUCUUAGCCCAGACCCUCCAUAUUCACUGCCGAUCCACGUAAGGACAGUUCCACGCCAAAUGGAGCAAUGGUUUGAUUUGGUGUAAGGCAUUUUCCUUAUGUUCCUGUUCAAUCCAGCCUUUUAUACAGCACCAUGAGGACUGGAAGCUUACUUUAUUUCCAGGGGAAGGACCGUAGCUCAGUGGCCAAGCACGUGCAUUGCAUAUAUAGAAUCACAGAACUGUAGAGUUGAAAGGGACCCGAGUGUCAUCUACUUUAAUGCAGGAAUCUCAUCUAGAUAAUACAAGACAGAUGGCCAUCCAACCUCUGCUUAAAAACCUCCAAGGAAGGAGAAUCCACCACCUUCCAAGGCAGUCUGUUUCACAGCUCUUGACGUCAGAAAGUUAUUUCUGCUGUUUUGUUGGAAUCUCCUUUCUUGUAACUUGAAGCCAUUGGUUCGAGUCCUACCCUCCAGAGCAGGAGUAAACAAGCUUGCUCCCUCUUCCAUGGGGCAGCCCUUAAGAUAUUUGAAGAAAGCUAUCCUACCUCCUCUCAGGCUCCUCUUUCCCAAGCUAAACACACCCAGCUCCCUCAACCGUUCCUCCUAAGGCCUGGUUUCCAGACCCCUGAUCAUCUUGCAGACAGUCUGAGAUUCAAUCCCCGGCGUCUCCACGUAAGGCUGGGAAACGUGUCCAUGCCAAAAGUCCCGGAGAGCCACUGCUAAUCAGGGUAGACAUAUACUUCCCUGUAUAUACUAAUAGGCUGGGCUCAGGAUGAGACCUGGGGCCCCACGAUGCAUAAUUCACCCCUUGGAACUCACUGCCACAAGAAGUGGUGAAGACCACAGUAAUAGAGCUGAGCUACGUGGGCCCAGUGGUCUGACUUGGUGUAAGGCAGCUUCUUGUAAUCCCUCACCUGCUCUUGAGGUUCAGAAAAGCCCUCCUCCAUCACCUCGCUAAUCUCUCUGCUUUAGGCAUACUGUAUUUUUCGCUCUAUAGGACACACUUUUUCCCCUCCAAAAAUGAUGGGGAAAUGUGUGUGCGUCCUAUGGAGCGAAUGCAGGCUCCUUGGCUUGAGCGAUAGCAACGCGAAGCCUCCGAAGCGCAGAGGGAGAGCUCCCCCCGCGCUCUGGAGGCUUCGCGUUGCUUUCGCUGAAGCCGCCUGAAGCCCCCGGAGCGCAGCGCGAAGUCCCACUGCGCUCCGGGGGCUUCAGGCAGCUAUCUGCAAGCCUUCGGAGCACAAGUUCCCGCUGCGCUUCACGCAGAAGUUCCCGCUGCGCUCCGAAGGCUUGCGGAUAGCCGCCUGGAGAGCGAGAGGGGUCAGUGCACACCGAUCCCUCUUGCUCUCUAGGCUUCGCUUCACUGGAGAGGCACUGCACAGUUUUCCCUCUCUGCGCAGCGCCCCUUCAGCGAAGUGGGAGGAGAAAUGGAAGGGGCUGAGCAGAGAGGGGGAGAACUUUAUUUUCCUGUUCUCCCCCUCCUGUGGUCCGGUGUGUCCUAUAGAGCGAAAAAUACGGUAAUUUUGUUUUGGCUCUUCCCCCUUCCCUGCCCCUUUCAUGUUGUUUCUUCCUCCAGGCCAGCUUGCCAUCCAUCCAGGAGGCACUGGAGCAAAGUGCUGGAGCUGUGUCCAGCUUCCCUGGCUCCGAUCAUGACCUGGGUAAAGCGGGGAGGGAUCCUGCGGAGACAGCGAGGGAUGAGAAAUACCCCCUGCGCAUGCCCGAGGGUUUGCAGCUGAUCCUGAGGCCCCUCACCAGCCGCAUCUGCCGGAAGGCCUGGAGGCGGCAGAGACAGGCCGCCGCCAAGCCCCUCCCUGUCCGGCCGGGCCUUUGCCUGCUCCCCGCCGGCACCAACCACUACCUGAAGGUGGGCGCCCGGCAGCCUCAGCCAGAAGCCCCUCCCAGCAAGCCUCCCGGGCGCGUCCCCCGCCUGAUUCAGCCUGCCCCGCUGGUGCAGCCCUUGCCAGGGGGGAUUCAGCACUUGAGCCUUCUGCCGGCCACAGGGAGCAGUGCCAGCUUUGACCUCCAGGGGGUGCUCUCCGCUCCGCCCCAGUCCGGCUCCAGGGCCUGCUUGGCUGCCGCUCUGCCCCAGAACUUGGUCUCCUCCCUGCCGGUCGCCUUCCAGACCAAGAUGAUCCCGCCGGCGCUGCCUGCGACGAAGGUCCGAAAGCCUAGCACCCCCAGGGGCUACCAGAAGAAGAAGAGCCCCAAAGCCACUCCCCUGUUCAAGCCCUCUCCCCUCUUGCACCCGGCCCCGGUCAUCUUCACCGUCCCUGCCGGUGCUGUGAAAGUGGUCGGCAUCGCCAACGGCUGCAAUGUCCUGCACCCGUUGGCCUCGAGCGCCGCAGGCAGCGCUGCUCAGCCCAUCCCCAUCACCACCUUGCUGGUCAACCCCAACCCUUUCCCGUGCCCGCUAAGCCAGCCGCUAGCAACCCCUCCCGCACCAUCGCUGGUGGUGACGACAAAUGCCACCGGCUCCCCUGUCCCCACGUCCGCCAAGGAUUCCGUGUUCGUGAGCCCGCCUGCCGGCGGAAUCGCAUCCCCGGAGCCGCAAGAGACGUCGCCGUUGGUCUCCGCCAGUGAAGACAGCGGCCGGUGGUCGUCCGAUCCUGACCUUGGGGUCCAAGGAGAGACUCCCGUCGAAGGGUUCGGGGAACCGAGUGAAGGGAAGUCUGCUGAUCUGGGGACCCCAGGGCCCUUUUCUUUGCCCGAGAUGGGGGAGACCGUGAAGGUUGAAACAGAGAAACCCAGAGACCUCCCUCCAGUAGCUUCCCCCGUUCCGGAGGAGCUGAGCUCCGCUGGCAGCCCGGUCAGAGAGGAGCUGGUAUUGGAACUGGGGCAGGAGCUGGAUGUGGAGCCAACACCGGAGGGCACCGCUGAGCAGAAGGAAGCUCACAGCAAGCCGGGCUCCGGCCAGAACGAGGAGAGAGGCCAAGGCGACAGCCUGCAGAGCGCAGCUGGCGUGGCGGAAAACAGCAGCAGCGGUUCUCCCGAAAAAGCCUGCAGCUCUGCUGCCGGAGGGUCUGAUUCUGGCGCAGCCUUGGAGAAGGAUCUGUCCACCGCAGGCAGCCGUGCCGUUGGGGGGAUUCCCGCCAGGCAGGAGGCACCAGCAGGCGAGAAAGAGGGGCCGGAGGAGGAGGAGGAAGAGGACUUUGAUGAUUUCACUCAGGAUGAGGAAGAUGAGGAAAUGUCGUCCGCCUCGGAGGAGUCGGUCCUCUCCGUACCAGAGCUGCAGGUAGAGCUGUUUUGUCCAAGGGGGGCGGGGGGACAAAACAAAAAAAAUGUGGGGAGAGACAUGUUUUCUGUGGAGGCACCAAGGCCCAAGAGAAGAGGAAAUGGCCCCAGGCCUGCUUUCCUUUCCAUGGGGCUCCCUGCGAAGAGAGAGCGGAUGGGGUAUGGCCUCUGCUCGGAUGCCCUAUUCCACCUAUGGAGAAGCAUAGAAUCUGCUGUGUGAUGUGGAUUUCAGUGUAUCUGGAGUCUAGAUUUUCAUUUUUCUAGUAUUUGUGUGAAAUAAGCAGAGGUACACAUGAAUGUACCAACCUUCUAGUUCUUAUGGUUGUGGGAUAUACAUUUCGCUGUUCCUUUCCCCUCCUUUCUCUUUCCCCAAACCAUUAGAACAGGGGUAGGGAACCCUUUUCAGCUCGCGGGCUGCAUUCUCUUCUGGGCAGCCUUUUGAGGGCCGCAGGUCAUUGGUGGGUGGGGCACAUGCAAAAGCAGAAAGGGCAGGGAAUGUAGAAUUUGAAAUUAUUUCUCUCUAUAUGUGUUGUUUUAUUGUCAAAUGGAUUUGGGGUGUUCUGUGGGAAGCAAUUAGGAAAUGAUAGAAAAUAAAAUGAAGAUACAUUUGCCAUCCUAUUCUUGCAUGGGUUUCGCAGAGUAGUCUGAGUGGUGAGUCUCACACAUUGGGCUGGCAGGGCAGAAGGAAGGGAGCCCAACAGUAGGUGGCGCCAGAGGCAAUCGGAGACAGAGCAGGGCCAAUGGAUGGGUGGAGGUAUCCUCUAGUGGUGGCUGGUGCCAGCUGGGGCUAGUGGGGUGGAAGGCAGGGAGCCCAACAGUAGGUGGCGCCAGCGACAGGCGAAGCUGACUGAUACUAGUUUUGUUCCUCCUAGCUGAAUUCUACAAGGGCAGUGCUAAGGGGAGGAGGCUGACAGCCAGUGCCUCCCCCUAGAUUGGCUGUAAGUAAGGAGGUAGGGGCUGGCUAAGAGCAGGUUGAACCUGGUGAGCAGUAAGGAGCUGCCUCUAGCCGCCUGGCAAGCUUCUUCUUCGCUAGGAGUCACUGCCUGCCCCAGCUGAGUUCCAGCUUCAUAGCUAGAAUGGACUGUGAUAGGAAUUUUAUGGUCUUAGACAUAUGGUAAUGUUCAUAAGUGUACCAACCAAGCACAUACAUAGAUCAGUACAGGAAGACCGACCUGGAACCAUUUUGAUUCCCAAACUGUCCCAAACUGACCAAAUGUUUUCUCUGCAAGGUCAAAGGAAAAUGGAAAAGCCUCCCCAUUGUCUUUUCCUUCACAAAUCCUGUCUUAAGGGUAUGUCUGUGUUUGAAUAGGGUGUGAGCCUGUGACCUGGCCCAGGAACUAAGUAUUUAUCAUUUCAAAAGACUGGCCAGGCUACCCAGGAAAUCCAAUCAAGUAACCUGCCAGACAGGAGAUAAACAAGGACAGGAGAAAAAAAUUCUGUUUAGACCGCCGUUUCUGUGAUGUAGGUAUGAUGUAUCUGAGGGGUGGUCUUAGGUUACACCCCUUCUGUGAUGUAUGUAUGAUGUUUCUGGGGGGUCUUGAUCUACAGGAUGGGAAUUUCAAAAGUCUUUAUAAGGCCUUGCGCGCCAUUUUUCUAGGUUCCUCCUCUCUCCUGCGGGUGAGGGGAGCACCCUGUUGCAACAGAUCAAUAAAGAUCAAGCUUACUAGCUGCUUUGCUUCUCAAUAUUCUCUUGGUUGGCCUCUGUUAUUCUCUCCUACCAAUAGGGAACCUAUGUAAGGACUCUAUAUGGGCUCUUGGAUACCCUAUAAGGGAAAAGGGCAAUUUUUUGUUUACAACAGGACCAUGCUGCUUCUUCCACAGGGUGGGGCAGAUGAGGCGGGAAUUAUGAGAGCUGACAAGAUGCUUUGGUCCUUGUGCGCUACAGGAGACGAUGGAGAAGUUGACGUGGCUGGCCUCUGAGAGGCGCCUGAGCCAGGAGGGCGAAUCCGAGGAGGAGAAUUCGCAGGAGGAGAACUCUGAGCCGGAGGAGGAGGAGGAAGAAGAGGAAGAGGAAGGCGAAGGCGAAGGCGAAGGGGAGAACUUGGAAAACUUGCAGAAAGAGGACGAAAUGGCCGACGAGGUCGCAGACCCCAGAGAUGGGCCGGCAGAGUCUCUCGCCCUCACUUGCGCUGCCCCGGAGGUGGAGCCCAGCAGGGACGCCCCAGGUGAGUCGCAGGCGGCAGAAUUGGGGAGAGGACCUGGCCCCGUCUCCUUGGGACACCUAGGAGCAGAGCAGGUUGGCUUCUGCCAAGGCAAACCAUUGGUCCAUCUAGCUCAGUGUUGUCUACACUGACUGGCAGUGGCUCUCCAGGGUUUCAGGCAGAGAGUCUCUCCCAGCCCUACCUGGAGAUGCCAUUGGGGACCGAUCCUGGGAAUGUUCUGCAUGCAAAGCAGAUACUCUACAGUUGAGCUAUGGCCCUGUCCCAAUACAAGUUGAAAAGUGUGUGUGUUGAAAAGAAAGAAAGAGUCAUAAAUAAAUCCCCCUUGGCCUGGAUCUCUUAGAGGGAAUCAGGACUGAGGGAUUUUAAUAAUAAUAAUAAUAAUAAUAAUAAUAAUAAUAAUACAGUGGUACCUCGAGUUAAGUACUUAAUUCGUUCUGGAGGUGUGUUCUUAACCUGAAACUGUUCUUAACCUGAAGCACCACUUUAGCUAAUGGGGCCUCGUGCUGCCGCCACGCCGCCGGAGCACGAUUUCUGUUCUCAUCCUGAAGCAAAGUUCUUAACCUGAAGCACUAUUUCUGGGUUAGCGGAGUCUGUAACCUGAAGCGUAUGUAACCUGAAGCGUAUCUACCCCGAAGUACCACUGUAAUAGUUGUUAUUAUCAGUAUCAUUAUUUUGCCUUGCAUCCUAAGGUCUCAGAGCAGGUUACAGCAUUAAAGCACAAUAUUAAAAUCAAAAUCUCACAAGACAGUAUGACCCAGGUUUUGCUCCCGUUCAUUCACUUCGCACAUUAAGAUGUAUUUGCUCCUUUUUGUUCUGCUUCUUCCUGCCAUGGGAGGGGGCUGUAGCCUGGAGGGUCACCUGGUCUCUCCCCACACCCAUGUGCUUGAAUCGAGAUCUGCCACGCAGAAGGUGGCAACCCUGGAAAAGCUCUGGCAACCCUGGAAAAGUGGGACACGCAGCCUCUUCCACUUACUGCGGUCGGAUCGCUUUCUGUGUUUUUUCCAGGAGAGAGCACCAAAGCACCGGGCAAAAGCCGCGGCUCCCACCGAGCGCGAGCAAAGAGAGGCCGGGCUCGUGCCAGCAAAGACACUUCCAAGCUGCUGCUCCUCUACGACGAAGACAUUCUGGAGAGGGACCCCUUGCGGGAGCAGAAGGACUUGGCCUUUGCCCAGGCUUACCUGAGCAGGGUAAGGAGGGGCCUCCUCACCAACUGCAAAGUUGGGAUGUAGAGUUGCAAGCAACCUUAAAUCGGGAGAGAGUUCCAGAUGUUCACCAAACCAGAGAACGCCUAGGUCCUGUAGACUGGGGAGCCUCAGGCCUGGGGACCAGAUGUGGCCCCCGAUAGCUCUCUUAUCUGGCCCUCGGGACUCUUCCCAGGCCACACCUCUUCAAAGCCCACUGCCCCUUCCUUCAAGUGCUUUCUCCUGGCUGGACCACAUCCUUGAUGGUGCCUCUUGCUUCUCCGAAUGUGGGAUUCCCAGCGAGAGACGCAUACUGCCUCUGGCAGUGGAGGAAAACCAUAGCCAUCAGGGCUGGCAGCCAUUGGUAUUCCUCUUCUAAAGCCAUUCCUCUUCUAAAGCCAUCCAUUCGGUGGCCUUCGCUGCCUCCUUUGGGAGCGGCGGAUGCCUAGCUCUGCAAUGAAGCCUGUAGGCUUGUGUAGUUGCUUUGGGAUUUGGGGUUUGCUCUGCGCACGAGCGACAUUUUUCCCCCGCGCUCCGUCUGAGCUAAGGCCGGCGUCUUCCUCCACAGGUGCGCGAGGCCUUGCGGAACGUCCCCGGCAAGUACGAGGAGUUCCUGCACAUCAUCUACGAAUUCGAGAGCAACGCCCAGAAGCAGACGGCCGUCGACCUCUACGCGGGGCUGCGGAACCUGCUAAGGGAGUGGCCGCAGUUGCUCACUGACUUUGCUGCUUUCCUCUUGCCCGAGCAAGCCCUAGAGUGCGGGCUGGUAUGUAGAUACGCUGGCGCAGCUGGGAAUUGGGAGUUCAAGGAUGGCUCACUCGGUGCUGCUGCCUUGAAUCGGCACCCCACCUUACGACUUGACCUUUAAAGCCCUAAACGGCCUUAGCCCUGUAUAUCUGAAGGAGCGUUUCCCUCCCAUUGUUCAGCCCGGACACUGAGGGCCAGCUCUGAGGGCCUUCUGGCGGUUCCCUCACUGCGAGAAGUGAAGUUACAGGAAACCAGGCAGAGGGCCUUCUUGGUGGUGGCACCCUCCCUGUGGAACACCCUCCCAUCAGAUGUCAAGGAUCCUCUUAUUCCUUGAUCCUCUAUUCCCUUUCUCCCUUUCCUCUUCUAUGAAGAAACACUUUCUGGGACCCCACAUUUAAAUUCUUCCCUGGUCUCCUUGCUGGCCUUAGUAGGACCUAGUAGGACCAACUUGGCAAGUUAGCCCUGGUGAUCAUUUGAUGUCUACUGACUGGGGUUUGUAUGUCCCCCCCUCCCCCAUGACCCCUGAAUUUUUGAAUUUUAUUGAUGCUGUUUUAUGCUGUUUUUAAGUUGUAUUUUAAUCAAUUUUUAUAUUUGCUGUUAGCCACCCUGAGCCCGGUUUUUAAACUGAGAAGGGCGGGGUAUAAAUAAUGUUAUUAUUAUUAUUAUUAUUAAGGAGAUAAAUAACUAUACAGCUUUUAGAAGACAUCUAAACAAUGGUGGGACUUCAGGUAGUAGAUAUGUGAAGUGGGCCUCCACACUUAGGGAGUUCCCAUCAAAGGCAGUAUUGUAUAUGAAUCAACAAUACGUUCUUCCAACUAUAUCAAAAGGAAGGCAGCAAAUAAUAUUUUUUUUCAAACUUCCUGUAUAUGGAAAGUUUUAAUGUUUGAUGUUUUAUUAUGCUUUUGUUGGAAGCUGCUUGGAGUGGCUGGGACAACCCAGUCAUGUGGGUGGGGUACAAAUAAUAAAAUUAUUACUACUGCAAAGUUACUGGGGCCGCAAGUGGUCUUUAAAAAGGUGUGUGAUUGCCCUUCGCAUGCUACCCCAGCCUCACUUGGAGCUGCUUCUCCCUGAUGCCUUCUCACAUGACCAAGGGCUGCACUGAAGGGGGCAGAUUUCCCACCUGAAUUCUGUGCCCUGUUAUAAAUCAGUUUUUGUAUGUGAGGUUAUGAUGUCUAGCUUAUUGGGGGUCAGGGGCAACACUGGGCACCUGCUGAUCGCUUGGAAAUCUUCCCCACCCCUCUGGCUUCUGACAUUCCCCUCCACCCCCAGUAUUUGCCCACAAAACUAGAAGUACAGUGCAUCUUUUCAGCCACAGGGACUAGAAACUUUGCUUGUUAACAAAAGCUGAGAUUCUGAAGGCUCUGACUUCUUCUGAGCAAGCAGACCAGGGCAUCUAUUGCUUUCAUUGUUGUCUGGGUUUGAGCGAGAGGGCAGGUAAGCAAGCAGGUGGCAAUUCUGAAGAGGAGGGGCAGGACCAGUGGGCUCUUUGCUGGGGUGAGGGGCAUCAGCAGGUACCUGAUUCUCCUCUCUGUGUGGUUCACUGAUCUGCACCUGGGUUUGUUGCUUGCCACCUGCUGGCCAGGUAGGGAAUUUCACUUUUGGAGCUCUCCCCCCCCCCCGCAAAAAAAGAACCCAGGUGGUGAUUGGACAGCGCCAGUGAUGUCAGGAUGACACAUGAACAGUGAAGAUUGUUUCUCUUCCUUGGGGCAGUUUGAGGAGCAACAAGCUUUUGAGAAGAGCAGGAAGUUCCUUAGGCAACUGGAGAUCUGCUUUGCGGAAAACCCUUCCCACCACCAGAAGAUCAUCAAAGUGCUGCAGGGCUGUGCAGAGUGCCUGCCCCAGGAGAUAAUCGAGGUAAGCAGACUUACGGGGGCUCAUGGGAAAUAUGCUUGUCCUCUCUGUGUCCUGUCCCCUCAGCAAAUUCUGGCUUUGGUGAAAUCUGGGAAUUGCAGGCUUUUUCUUGUGGCUGAAAUACAACAUUGCUGCAAAUUUUGGUUUCUUGGCUUGUAUGUAACAUUCAUAUACAGGUAACUCUCCUCUUAUGCUUAAUUUAUGUGAUUAUGUGAUUGUAGCUUUGCGAGGCUGGGGGGGAGAUAAUGAAUAAAUGGGAGAGCUGAGGAAACCCAUUCUCCAUUCAUUUAUUCCUCUCCACCCAUGCAAAGCUGUGAUCGAAGGCUUACCUAGCUUUGGGAAGGUGGCGCAGGGGCUCUGGCAGGGUCCUAGAGCCCUCCUGCCUCCUCAAAGCUGGGCAAGCAGUCCUCCACCUCGCAGGGUGGCUGGUUCCAGGGGUCCCUAGCUUUACAAGUUUUUGCAUAUGCGCAUGGACCCCCAGAACCGAACCCUUGCGUGGAGCAAGUUACUCGUAUUAACCUACUGGCAUAUAUUUCACUUUGGAAACUCUCCUCACCAGGUCCUGAAGGAAUUGUUUAGGAUUCUCACAACCCCAGGACUGACUUAGUGGGAAGCAGAGCUCAAGGCAUCGGCUCUGCUGCGAGAGGAGAGCUCCACUGGGCCUCCUUUCUCCUCAAUUGUCAGCUGGGGGUAGCCAGUCCAUUAGACAUUUUAAACUGGAGUAGUAGGUAGCAGGGCUCAUUUCAUCAUAAUCGCUGGAGGCCCAUCUCCACCAAGCUCCUCCUGCCCCUGAACCGUGCUAGCUGGUUAACCGCGAAGGAAAAACCUACCAUAUUAUUCGCUUGUGAAGCUGAGGCCACCUCAUGAGAAGAGAAGACUCCCUGGAAAAGACCCUGAUGUUGGGAAAGAUUGAGGGCACAAGGAGAAGGGAACGACAGAGGACGAGAUAGUUGGAUAGUGUUCUCAAAGCUACAAACAUGAGUCUGACCAAACUUUGGGAGGCAGUGGAUGACAGGAAUGCCCUGCGUGCUCUGGUCCAGGGGGGCACGAAGAGUAGGACACGACUAAACGACUAAACAACAAUUUUUCUCUCUGUAAGAUGCACAAGACCAUAAGACGCACCUAGUUUUUAGAGGAGGAAAAGAAGCAACAAGAAAGCAAUGCAAAGCUUCUUGAGCGAAGAGGCAGGAGUGCUCUGGCUGCGCUCAAGAGGCUUUGCGUGGCUAUCCCUGAAGCCAGAAGAGGGAUAGAGGAGGCUUCUGGGACAGCUGCACAGCCUCUUCAGGGCAGCGGGAUGAAGGCUCCCCAUGCCCUGAAGAGGCUGCGCGCAGCUAAGCCAGAAGCUAGAACAGCAAGAGGGAGCGCUGCGCAGCAAUCCCUUUCGCUGUUCUGGCUUCUGGGAUAGCUGCGCAGCCUGCAUUCGCUCCAUAAGGCGCACACACAUUUCCCCUUACUUUUUAGGAGGGAAAAAGUACGUCUUAUAGAGCGAAAAAUACGGUACAUUGAAAUUACGGUAGUGCCUUGGUUGGAUGUUGAUUUUCCUCUGCCCUCCUUUUCCCUUUUCCCUUGUGUGUCUUUUUUUUUUAAUGUAUUGUAAGCCUGCAGGUAUGGGCUGCCUUGUUUCGAUUGUGUGUAAGCUGUUCUGGGAGCCCUUUAGGCUGAAGAGUGGGGUACAAAUGCUCUAAACCAAUAAAUAAGAAGGGAUUGAAGAAAAAAGACAUUGGACAAAUGCGGCAAAUGUUCCACACAGGGGUGGGCAAACAGAGUUUGGCCAGUAAGCUGGAUCCUAAGCUUCCCCCCACCCCGGUGGGCCAUUUUGAUAUGGGGGGAGGCACCUAUAAUUCAGGUACCAAUCACUCCUCUCCUUAUUUUGCUUCCUUGGAAUGUCUCUGUGCAGCUGAAGACCCAGAUGUGGCAGUUGCUGAAGGGGCACGACCACCUUCAGGAUGAGUUCUCCGUCUUCUUCGACCACUUGCGCCCGUCGGCCAACCGCCUGGGAGAUUUUGAGGAAAUCAACUGGACGGAAGAGAAAGAGUAUGAGGUGGAGUUAUCCCUUGAUCUUCCUGGGCAGGUUGGGAGAGGGGGCACCUGCUUUUUGCACUGCUUUCCAGUGUGGUGUAGUAGUUAAGAUUCGUAAUCUGGGGAACCGGGUUCGCGUCCCUGCUCCUCCACAUGCAGCUGCUGGGUGACCUUGGGCUAGUCACACUUCUCUGAAGUCUCUCAGCCCAGCUCACCUCACAGAGUGUUUGUUGUGGGGGAGGAAGGGAAAGGAGAAUGUUAGCCGCUUUGAGACUCCUUCGGGUAGUGAUAAAGCGGGAUAUCAAAUCCAAACUCCUCUCCUUCUUCUUCUUUCCGGAGUUGCGGGGAGAAGCGGCUCUGAGCUCCGAUAGCAACGGUGGGGUGUGUGGAAUUUUAAGCUUCGGGGAUUCCCUGCAUCCCAACCACGCUACCUGACAACGGCUCCUGUGCUUCUUUUCCUAGUUCGAUGGAUUUGAAGAGGUGUCCUUGCCAGAUGUGGAGGAGGAGGAGGACCCCCCCAAAAUCCACGCGUCUGCGAAAAAUAAGAAGAGGAAGGAACUAGGGGGGCAGAAUAUUGACAAGGUGAGGCUGGGGGAGCCCUUGGCGUGAAGCACUGCUUUCGAGAGCUCCUUCUCCCUGCUGCCUGUCCUGCUGAGGGUUGCUCCUCUUCUCCUCUUGUGUGUGAUUUCAGGAGUCUGAGUGGGCCGAGGGGGCCAAGGAGUGCUGCUGCUCCUGCCACGAGGGGAGCGGCGACCUCAGGCUGAAGAGGAGCAAGCGAAGGACCUGCAGCCACUGCAGCAGCAGCAGCAGCAGCAACAAGGUCAGUCCACAGCAAUGGCAGAGGGAGUGGGAGACUCCGGGGUUUCAGCUCAGCACACUGGGCCAUAGAUCAGUGGUAGAGCUUUACAUGCAGAAGGUGACAUGUUCAGUCCAUCGUCUCCAGGUAGAUUCACAUUGGAAACCCUGCAGAGCCCCUGCCAGUCAGUGUGGACAAUACUGAGCUUGAUGGACCAAUGGCCUGAUUCAGUAUAAGGCAGCUCUCUUGGUUCCUAUGUGUGUGAGUUCAUCUGUGUGUCUCUUCCUUGAAGCCUUGAAAAUGUGCUGUAAGCUACCCAGAGCAUCUGUGGGUUAAGCCAACCCUCCAGAUAAGCUGCUCCCAAACUGUUAAAAGCUCUGUAUACUAAUGGUAACAUCUCAAACCCAUUGUUGCUGCCAUUUCAGCUGCCUGUAUGUAGUUCUGGAUGAUGAAGGGUUAAGGUUUCUGCCUUAGACAUGGAGUUCAUCUAUAUUUAUUCAUUUUAUCCCACCUUUCCUCCAAGGAGUUCAAGGUGGUAUUCAAGGUGGCUCUCUUCCUCCCCAUUUUAUCUUCACAACAACCCUGUGAAGUAGGUUAAGCUGAGAGACUGUGACUGGGCCCAUGGACACCCAGUGAGUUUCAUGACUGAGCGGCAAUUUGAACCCUGGGUCUCUGGGGUCCUGGCCAAACUAUAGAGUCUCAUGGCUUUUUAGGGGUGGGUGGCGAAGGGAAGCAUACAGGUUUAAUGAGUUUGGAGCAGGAGGUGUUCUGAGAUGCUCUUGGACUUCCCUUGGUCCACAGGCAGGAGAUGGCAAGGCCUACAGGAACAAAGAUCCCCAGGAGCUCACCGACAGCCUUGUCCAGCGCGAACUGAGCCCUCGCCCCGAAGGGAAGGAGCCUGCAGAAGAGAGUCUGGAGCAGAGAGAGGACGGGGAGCCUCCCCAGAGCAGGAUGAGGACAGGCGCCAGGAGAGCAGACUCCACAGCAGGAGGUAGGUUGGGAGUGAAAGGGGUGGGAAGCAUGGACCCAUGAACUUUCCCAUGCAGCCCUGGGAUCUUGUGCCAAGCAACCUCCUAACUGGCUCCGUGGGCAGGAGGGGGGGGGGAUCCUGGCAGGGGCUGUGUAAGAUUUCAUACUUUGUCCCUUCUGAGGACAAGGGCAUCCUCUCUGGUCCUAAUUCUGCUCUGUGCUUUGGAAACUUUUUCAGAAGCCACCAAGGCUGACUGUUAAACCUGAUAUGUCACGCUAGAAAUGGCACCUUUUAAAUAUGAAACAGAUUUGUGGCUGUAUAUAAUGCUUUGUGAAGUAGAGCCUUUUUGAUGAGGAGGGUUUUAGUCUGCAGGGUUAUCUCCCACAAUAAGCCUCGUUAGUCUUUUACGAUAUCACAAGACUCCUUCAGGAGUGUCUGGAAGGAGGGCUUGGGGUGGCUAUAAACCGAGGCUGAAUCCAGUUAAAGAUGGAGAUUCCGUGGCCAUUAAAAAAAAGUUUUUAUUUUGUUAAGAUUGCAUUGUUUUUUGCCACGCUUGGGCCCCUUUAGAGGGGGGAGCGCGAGAGAAAUUUACGAAAUGAAUUUGGUCUUCCUCUCUUGUAGGUGAAGCUGAGGGGCCUGUGUGCUGUGCUUGAAGGAAGCACCCCCAGUUUGCUAGCUGUGGCUAUUUUCACGCAGGCUGGAAGGCGCACUGGCACCUAAUGCUAGUUUUUAAGCUUAGCGUAUCUCAGCAGUGCCAUCUGCAUAACCUUGUGCUGUAUUUCAUUUCCACAGCUUCUAAUAAUGCUGUGCAACGAGCAAGCGAGUGUGAACAAUCCUUUCCCUAUUGUUUUUCUUCUUUCCCAGCUUCUCGCGUGGAAGGAAAACUGCCUUUGCCCAAGGAGACCCCUACGGAAGGGGGUGCGCUGCCAGGACCUCCCUGUCUCUCCAAAGCCAGCGAUCCUGCCAAGCUGCUCCCUCCUAGUACUGCUGCCUCUUCCACGCUGCCGGUGCAGAGGGGCGCCCCACCGAAACCCCACCGACCCAAAAGUGGCUCUUGCCAUAUAGGAGGCGAGAGUGACGCAGGACUCUGCACGAGGAGCGGGGAAGCUUCUUCAGGCGUUUCAGGGGGUGAGACUCUUGCAGGAGCAGCGGGUGGUGCAGCUAGCCCAGGUGUCAACCCUCCUCUAGCCAAGAGUUGGCCACAAAAGCCUGCCGUUCAGUCCAGUCCCUCGCGGGGGACAGCUUCUGCUGCUCCUCGAGUGUGUCUCAAGGACAAGGAAUUGGACAGGUUGCCAUCGUCUCUGGAUACAAAGCCCAAAGGAAGGGAUCUUUGCGGGUCACACUCCAAGGACCUCACACCGCCGAAAGCAGGAGCGGCAAACUGUGGCUCUCAGACUCCAGCAGUGGCCUCUGGAGUUUGCAGCCCUCUGGCUACGGAGAAGAAAGGAAAUGCCACGGAGAGACUGUGUGCUAGUGACCGCUCAGAGCUGCCGGCUGCAGGCGGUGGGGAGCGGGCUGCCUCACUGCGGGGAGAUGAGCUGCACCAAAGGGCGGUCGAAGCGACUGUGUGCGCUAAGAACAUCAAGGUCAGCUCCACCGGGGAGAAGGUUGUAUUGUGGACCAGGUACUUUUUUUUGCUUCCUUGUUCAAAAGCCAGUACUAGGGGAGAACCAGGGUGGGUGCACGUAUAAGUGGUUUUACUUUAGAAUCCCUUUGUCCCCAGAGGUAUAAGGCGUUCCCUGACCCCAACACUUUGAUGCACUGAGGAAAAGCCCAGUCUUACAUCAGAACGUACAGAUAAGAUUGAAAAAGCCGUGUGGGGUGUAAAACAGGGAGGCUGUGAGAAAAUAGCAGUUAAUCGGUGGGGUGUUGCAAAACAAGGAAGCCUGAUAGUGCCUUUGCUAACAUGUCCCUAUUGCUCCAUUUCUGAUCGGAAGCUGCCUUAUACUGAUUCAGACCAUUAGGUCCAUGCAGCUGAGUAUUGUCCACACUGACUGGCAGCGGCUCCCUCCUGGGUUACAGGCAAGGAGUAUUUACUGUCCCUACCUGCAGGCCGUUUCACUGAGUUUAAAGCCGUUCCCCUGUGGAUGGUGUGCUUCUGUUAAAGGCUAACAAAGAGGACUUUCUUAAACACAAGCCUCCAUCUGACAACAAGCCUUGUGGGAUUCAUGAAGUCUGGUCCAAGGAGCAGCCCACUCCAGUUCCCUUUUUCCAGUGUCAGGUGUUUCUUUUACAGAGAGGCUGACCGGGUCAUUCUGACCACCUGCCAGGAGCGAGGAGCUCACCCAGACACAUUCAGUGCCAUCUCGCAGCAGCUGUGCAACAAAACGGCAGAGGAGGUGAGUCCUGGGGGAGACAAAUCUCUCGGAAGCAUUGAGUUCUUCUGUAAAGCUUAGGAAUGCCUGGGUCCAUAGAUAUGACUGGUGACACUUUACCCAUGCAGUAGGAUUGCAUGGAUGUCUAAUUUCACAAAAGAAAUAGGAUCCACGGCGAGCUGCUCUGCAAAUUGUGUGCUGUGGUCCCUUUAAAAAUCUGCACUGAGUGACAGGAUGAAAUGCAGUUUACAGAUACGGACACUUUCAAAGAAGAAAGUUUAAUUGAGCAGGGAAAGCCCUGUGUUUCAAUCUUAGCCAGACAGUUGGCAAUAUUCAGAGAUCCCUCUAUGCCCAUGGCCAAUCAUUGGGAGCACAUUAUCCUGUAUUUGAAUACUGUACAGUGUUUAUUCUACGAGCCAGGAAAUACAGAUUUCUUGUUCGGUGGUGGAUUCAGAGUAGAAGGUAGGUGUGCCAUUGCUUAUCUUUCCUACCUUCAUCUAAAAAAAUUGAAAUAGUAUCAGUUGUCAGAGUAGAUUAGCUUCAGAGGCAAUUUGCUUGUCUCUCCUUCUCUCCCUCCAUUACAACCCUGUUCUGCUCUCAGGUCGCCCAUCGGUUCAGGGAACUGAUGACUUUAUUUCACACGGCUUGUGAUGUCAGCUCAGAGGACGAAGAAGAUGGAAUGAGCACCAGCAACACUGACCAGCUUUCUGACAAAGACCCAGUCCUCUCUGAGGAAGAGCAGGAGGAGCAAGGCUUUUGAAAGCGUGAGCCAGUACUACUGAAGGGGAAUGGAGAUGGCUGGGCAAUCUUGUUUGCAUUUGGCUCCAGAGAACGCCAUCUGACCCCCACCUCCCGCAUCAAACUUGAAGUCACCUCGAAAGAUGUAGGCUGCACUCGUUCUUGGAUAAUGGCUGGUGUAAAUAUUUUAAAUAGUAGGAAAAAUAUGUACAUUCUCUCUUUGUGCUGCUUCUGAGUGACUAUUUAUUGUGGCAGUUGUAUUUUAAGGAAUAAAAAGUAUUCCUGUUGU
Podarcis lilfordi (Lilford's wall lizard) is the source of this 41228-nucleotide messenger RNA. NCBI's taxonomy places the organism in Eukaryota, Metazoa, Chordata, Lepidosauria, Squamata, Lacertidae. The record is from the annotation of a GenBank genome assembly.